Molecule: messenger RNA, 1796 nt
Organism: Cynara cardunculus var. scolymus (artichoke)
Lineage: Eukaryota; Viridiplantae; Streptophyta; Magnoliopsida; Asterales; Asteraceae
Product: U1 small nuclear ribonucleoprotein 70 kDa
Exons: 10
Coding region: 165-1619 (484 amino acids)
Biological process (GO): mRNA splicing, via spliceosome
Cellular component (GO): U2-type prespliceosome; precatalytic spliceosome; U1 snRNP
Molecular function (GO): U1 snRNA binding; mRNA binding
Source: RefSeq, a predicted model, not a curated record
ACAAGUUCCACAAACCCUUGUUCCUCCGUUAGGUAGCCGCUACUGAGAAAUCGAUCUCCCCCUCCACUAUCUAUCACCAAAUCGUUUUGAUUCAUCAAUCCAUACAUCCUUUUCUUUAAUAUCACAGUGAAAUCUUAAAAAUCUGUGAUUCGAUCUUGGAGAACAUGGGGGAUUACAAUGAUGCGUUCAUGCGCAACAACAACGCUGCAGUUCAGGCUCGUACCAAGCAGCAGAACCGUGCUAAUCUCAUGCAAAUGAAGCUGAUUGGACAGAGUCAUCCAACAGGAUUAACUAACAAUCUGUUAAAACUUUUUGAGCCACGGCCUCCUCUUGAGUAUAAACCGCCACCUGAGAAGAGAAAAUGUCCACCAUACACAGGCAUGGCGCAGUUUGUUAGCCAGUUUGCUGAGUCAACUGACCCUGAAUAUGCUCCACCUGUACAAAAAGGCGAAACUCCUGGCCAAAGGAAGGCUAGGAUUCAUCAGUUACGGCUUGAAGAGGGUGCAAAAAAGGCUGCGGAGGAGCUCGAAAAAUAUGAUCCAAACAGUGAUCCAAAUGUAUCUGGAGAUCCGUACAAGACGUUGUUUGUAGCUAGGCUUAAUUAUGAGACAACUGAGAGCAGAAUUAAAAGGGAGUUUGAGGCAUAUGGGCCCAUCAAACGGGUUCGCUUGAUUGCUGAUAAAGAGACAAACAAACCAAGAGGAUAUGCUUUCAUAGAAUACAUGCAUACACGUGAUAUGAAAGCUGCAUAUAAACAAGCCGAUGGAAGGAAGCUUGAUAACAGAAGAGUACUUGUGGAUGUUGAACGUGGUAGAACAGUUCCUAACUGGCGACCGCGGAGACUUGGUGGUGGACUUGGAACAACCAGGGUUGGAGGUGAAGAGGUUAACCAGCGGUACUCUGGGAGAGAACAACAGCAAUCAGGGGGUCCACCUCGAUCUGUAGAGCCAAAAGUACACGAAGACCGAGACAGGGACAGGGAGAAAUCUCGUGACAGGGUAAAGGAGAGGGAACCGGAGAAGUCUCGUGAGCGGUCUCAUGAUAGGCCAAGGGAUCGGGAACACAGGGAUGAAAGGCACCAUCGGGACCGUGACCGAAAAUCAGACAGGGGGGAUAGGGAGAGAGACCGUAGCGGGCGUGACCGUGAUCGACACCGUGACCGGGAUAGGGGUCGUGAUCGUAGUGGACGUGACCGUGGUGAUCGUCAUCGUGAGAAGGAUAGGGACAAAGAUAGGGAGUACGAGGUGGGUGAUGUUGAACCUAUUAUGGAUCGUGGGCGUUCUCGCGAUAAGGAGUAUGAAUAUGAGAGACACGAGAGAGACAAACAUGGAGAGAGGCAAAAGAACUACGAGCAAGGGGACCCGGAGGAAUGGUAUGAGCAACCGGAACAUGGGAAUAGUAAGCGUGGUGUUGAUCCAGAACGUGAUUUGGCAGGCUACGAUUACUAUGAUCGUCAGGAUGAUCAAGAGCGCUAUGAACAUCCAGAGCGUGAUCAUGAUCGUUAUGAUCAGAUGGAGGAAGAUACCUAUGAAGCAGCAAAGCCUGAGGCACGUGAUAAGGAUCGUGAGCGUGAGUAUAGACGAUCUGACAGGUCCCUUUCUCGUGAGUAUGAGUACUGAAAAUGAUAAUCUGCACGUUGGUUUUUGUUGUGUGUUCUGGAUUUUUUGUUCUUUAGACUGAAGCAAAUGGAUUUGAUGCUGAUGGGUUUGUUUUUCAAAUGGAUUGUAAGUUGUAAUAUGCAGUGGACUUGUUCGACUUAUUAGAGAUUGCUUGGCAUUUGUUUUUCUUUGGGUUAA